Molecule: messenger RNA, 798 nt
Organism: Pseudomassariella vexata
Lineage: Eukaryota; Fungi; Ascomycota; Sordariomycetes; Amphisphaeriales; Pseudomassariaceae
Exons: 2
Coding region: 1-798 (265 amino acids)
Biological process (GO): positive regulation of DNA-templated transcription
Cellular component (GO): nucleus
Molecular function (GO): transcription coactivator activity; chromatin DNA binding
Source: RefSeq, a predicted model, not a curated record
AUGGACUAUAGUCUUCACGAAACCCAUGCUGGAAUCCUAGCCCAACACGCUGUGGAAGAUGAUGAUGAUCCUAACGAAUCUUACAGCUGGGUUAUGUUAAACCAAAAGGGGGACAUUGAGCCCCUCCCACAUGAGAGCAUCUUCCACAAGACUAGAGGCCGAAUAGCGCUUGAGCUAUCAGCACCGUCGCCUUCACAGGGAGUUCCCGCAUAUAGUCAAAGAUGUGAUCGUGGCACGGCAUACAUAACCAAUCAGAGACUCAUAUAUCUGGCCAGCACACCUACAGAUCAGUUCACAUCAUUCUCGACCAAAAUCCUAUCUUCUGAGGAUGCACACACGGGAUCCACCUUGUUGGGCUUUGGCGCAAAUUUCUGGGAGUCAACCAUUAAACCAGUGUCCAAUGGAGGCGUACCCGCCGACUACCCAAGGAUCAACAUGAGGUUGGUCUUCUACGAUGGUGGACACAGUGACUGGGCAAUCAAGCAUCAGGAUAUGAAAGGCCGGCUUUUGCACGCUGUCGAAACCGCUGGUCUUUCUUAUCAAAACUCAACCAACAUGCUCAAUAUGAUAUCUGGCGAACAACUACCUGAGUACUCACCCGGCGAAGGUGGCUCGGUGCAACCGCAGACGGAAGCAAGUCAGGUACAAGUCGAGGUACGAGGAGAAGAGGCGGCAAGGGACAGGCAGACGAACCAAGGCUUGCCUGAUGAGCCUCCGCCGGACUACGAUGAGGCACAGGCACAAGCGGUAGCCGCUCGAUUCGAUGAGCGGGCGCGUGAGGAUGCGGAGAGACAGUAA